Messenger RNA from Zasmidium cellare ATCC 36951, 711 nucleotides. RefSeq lists its product as uncharacterized. The transcript has 2 exons. The coding region runs from base 1 to 711 and encodes 236 amino acids. Lineage: Eukaryota; Fungi; Ascomycota; Dothideomycetes; Mycosphaerellales; Mycosphaerellaceae. The record is from RefSeq and is a predicted model, not a curated record.
AUGUCCUCCCCAACAAUCACGCUCUACACGCGCCAAACCCCCAACGGCAUCAAAAUCUCCGUCACCCUCGCCGAGCUGGACCUCCAAUACAACGUCUACAACAUCAACCCGCACACGCAAGAGCAGAAAUCCCCCUGGUUCCUGGACAUCAACCCCAACGGCCGCAUCCCGGCCAUCACCGACACGCACCCGGACGACGACGGCAAGGAGAUUCGAGUUUUCGAGAGCGGAAGCAUCAUGCAGUACCUCGUGGAGAGGUACGAUACGGAGUAUAGGAUUUCGUAUCCGAGGGGGAGUCGGGAAUACUGCACCGAACACAGCCCCUACGCCAUCCAGCGGUACCAAGACGAAACGCGCCGUCUCUAUGGAGUCCUAGACAAACACCUCCACGACGCCGGGACAGACUACCUCGUCGGAAACAAGUGCACCAUCGCCGACAUCGCCACCUGGCCCUGGGUCACACUGGCGAGAUGGUCUUUGGGCGGCGAACACCAUCCCGUCAGCCCGUUGGAUGAGUUUCCGGCUUUGAAGGAGUGGGAGGAGAGGAUGUUUAAGAGGGAAGGGGUGGAGAAGGGGAGACAUGUGCCUGAGCCGCAUCAGAGGGAGAUUUUGCGGGAUCCGGUGAAGAUGGAGGCUUUUGAGGAGAGGGGAAGGGAGUUUUAUAAGAAGACGGCGGACGAGAAGGAGGCGACGGCGAAGGCAAAUGAGUAG